ACAGAACAUACAGACAGAAGGACUAGGAAAAAAGCAAAAUGCAGAACACCAAUCAAACAUCAACUACGCAGAGUGUGGGACUGUUUCAGAUCAGUGAAACUAUUUAUGUUGAAAUUAAAAAGGGGGAAUACGCCAAACCGUUCCUGGUACUACAGAAGAAGUAUUGGAGCAAAGAAAGAAGUCAAUAUUGCACAACCAGUAUACUAAUAACAGUAUAUAUGUGGAGUAAUCUUAAGGACAGCCUCGCAAACAUAGAAGGUCUAGUGGCAUGCAUCAAAAGUGGCGCCUCUAAAGAAAUGAUUUUAAACAUUGGCGAAAAGAAACUGUUAACAUUGAUCGUAUACGAGAACGAGCAAGGUGAAAUACUGUUCGAAUUUAAACGUAAACGAUCUCGUCCCGAUCAGUGUGGCAACACUAUGAACGAAGUGUGUAUGAGUACUAGUGAUUUUGAGGAUCUAAAGAAAUGGAUGCCAGUCAUAGACAACUGUAUUCAAGACAACUCUGAUGUGCCAGUAGUAAAUGCCAUCACAGAUCCGAGCCAGUAUACACCGUUUAAAACCACACGCAAGACAGGAGUCCCUCCUAAAUUUAGACAUUUAAAAUUGGAUGCUAGCGACAAGAGCACGCAGACAGAACCUGCUCUAGAUGUUCCACCUACUCCAGUCAUUGAAUUGGAAGACCCAUUCAAGUAUAUAUCGCCGACCUUAGAUUUAUCUAACCCUCUGUUAAGCAGUUCCACGGAGAGCAUUUAUUCUGGCAUUUCUGACUUGGACUUCGAUUCAUAUCUGCCACUUACAGACAAACCCGAUGACUUUAAUUUCCACAUAGAUUUGGAAUCAUGUGAAACGCGCAUUGAUGCAGACAGAAAUGUCCUUGAACAAACAGUAUAUGAACCUAUCUUACCAUGAUAUAAAAAAAAGACUACAAUGGCCGAGUUGAACAUUUUAUAGACGUGUACAAUGUGCACUAUACGAGACUUGAUUAAACUACAUUAAAAGUGUGUGUUUGCGUGUUUGAGUGAGCUUGUAAAACUUUGCUAAUAUGAAACGUAUGAAAAAACAAAUAAA
This is a messenger RNA of Owenia fusiformis, 1067 nucleotides long. NCBI's taxonomy places the organism in Eukaryota, Metazoa, Annelida, Polychaeta, Sabellida, Oweniidae. The record is from the annotation of a GenBank genome assembly.